Messenger RNA from Scaptodrosophila lebanonensis, 757 nucleotides. It is a transcript of the gene nenya, whose product is annotated as RING finger protein narya. The transcript has a single exon. Gene Ontology annotation, biological process: homologous chromosome pairing at meiosis; reciprocal meiotic recombination; protein sumoylation. The record is from RefSeq and is a predicted model, not a curated record. The coding region runs from base 1 to 675 and encodes 224 amino acids. Lineage: Eukaryota; Metazoa; Arthropoda; Insecta; Diptera; Drosophilidae. Gene Ontology annotation, cellular component: synaptonemal complex. Gene Ontology annotation, molecular function: SUMO transferase activity.
AUGUUGCCUUUGUAUUGCAACAAAUGCCUUAAAAGGCGCACUGCUGAUCCCGCAACACCAUUUCACCUAUCGCGUUGUUAUCACAUUGUUUGCAGCGUUUGCCUUAAUGGAGGCCCAGCUGGCGAAAAGCAAUGCCCGGUUUGUGAUCGCCGGUUCGAAGGAGUUGUUCUUACCCGUAACAUGCCCAGCAAUAUUUCCCACUAUUUCGAGGAUCCGCGCAAGUACCUGGAACUCUACAGGAAGAUCAGCAAGUUUCAAAGCGAACAAAACAAAUACUAUAUGAAGGUGGUCGAUUCGAAAAUGCAACGUUUGCCGGAUCUUUUACUGACGUUAAACGGCUACAUAAAACUUGAGACACAGUUGCGUCAACAGUUGGCCAAUGAGAACAACCGCAUUGGGGAGUUACGCAAAUAUAUUGCCUUCUACCAGCGGGGCAAUGGAGGCCCACUUCAUAAUACAAGUUUCUGUUCCAGUAUUAAAGCUUUAUCUAAGCGAGCGAUACGACCCCGAACACCGUCAAUGAACUCCACUAUGACAGACACUGGUCAAAACAGUAGCUUUGGUGCUGUCGUGGACCCCAAAUAUACACAAGCCAGAACGUCUACACCUGUGUCGCAUAAAAAAAAGAAAAUAAUAGUGGCUAAGCGCCGCCAUAACACAGAUUUUGAUAUUUAAACUAUUAACAUGACUAGUAUAAUUGGAACCCCAUAGUAACCAUUUAGGGAAAACAAUUUUUGUUAAUGUUAUUUUAGUCUUA